Molecule: messenger RNA, 1818 nt
Organism: Notolabrus celidotus (New Zealand spotty)
Lineage: Eukaryota; Metazoa; Chordata; Actinopteri; Labriformes; Labridae
Product: homeobox protein OTX2-like
Exons: 4
Coding region: 191-1066 (291 amino acids)
Biological process (GO): regulation of transcription by RNA polymerase II; multicellular organism development
Cellular component (GO): nucleus
Molecular function (GO): DNA-binding transcription factor activity, RNA polymerase II-specific; RNA polymerase II cis-regulatory region sequence-specific DNA binding
Source: RefSeq, a predicted model, not a curated record
UGAGGAGUGGCCGUUAUUGGCUGGAUAAGAAGCAGGGAGAGGGGAGCACCCCGGGCCCUGGGAACUUUAUGCUACAGGUUGGCCUGGACGAGGUGAAUAAUCAAACAGGGACUCAAGAGGAUUUAAAGACAUUCUCUUUACCACGUUUCUUCUUUUUUCCUGAUUGGAACUCCCUGAUCCGACCGCCAACAUGAUGUCCUAUCUGAAACAACCGCCGUACACGGUGAACGGACUGAGCUUAUCUGCAUCAGGAGUGGACCUGCUGCAUCCUUCAGUGGGAUACCAAGGCCCCCCUCGCAAACAGAGGCGAGAGAGGACGACUUUCACGCGGGGUCAGCUCGACAUAUUGGAGAACCUGUUCGGCAAAACCCGGUACCCUGACAUAUUCAUGAGAGAAGAGGUGGCCUUGAAGAUCAACCUACCCGAAUCCCGCGUGCAAGUUUGGUUCAAAAACCGACGAGCUAAACACCGGCAGCAGGCCCAGCAAAGCCAAAGCGGAGCGCAGAACAAAGUGGUCAGUAAACCGGUGAAGAAAAAGUGCUCUCCGGUCCGGGAGGGCAGCUCAGAGAGCGGAGCCAGCGGUCAGUUCACGCCGCCCUCCAGCACCUCUCUUCCGACAGUGAGCAGCAGCAGUGCGGUGCCGGUGUCCAUCUGGAGCCCGGCCUCCAUUUCCCCUCUGUCGGACCCUCUGUCCACCUCCUCCUCCUCGUGCAUGCAGCGCUCCUACCCCAUGACCUACACGCAGGCGUCCGGCUACAACCAGGGCUACACGGGCUCCUCUUCCUACUUCACCGGGAUGGACUGCGGCUCCUACCUCUCGCCUAUGCACCACCAGCUCUCCGCCGCGGGCUCAGCAAUGAGCCCCAUGGGCGGCAGCGGUGUGUCAAGCCACCUAAGCCCGGCAUCCUCGCUCUCCUCGUCUGCGUACGGAGCGGCAGGUCUGGGCUUCACUGGAGCUGCGGACUGCCUGGACUAUAAGGACCAAACAUCAUCGUGGAAGCUCAAUUUCAACGCGGACUGUUUGGAUUACAAAGACCAGUCAGCGUGGAAGUUCCAAGUGUUGUGAGAGGAGAGAAAUUAAGGAACAAUUUCCACAGAAACAGACUUUUACAGGCGAAUUCAAACCCCAAAGUUGGGUGUUAAUAACUACAGGCCCCAACUUCUACCUCCAGGACAGCAGGUCUCACUUGUUGGGUUAAUUUAUUGAACAUUCAGACUGAUUUCUCCCUAACUUUGAUCAAGGACACGGAACAAAUGUGCUGACCAAAAGGAAAAAAGGAUCAAAAGAGUCUAAGUUGGGUUGAGUUUGAGGAGUAGGUCAGGUUUUCUUCUCUAAGCUCCUUAAAGACUCCCCUCUCUCUCUCUCUUGUCUUUUUUUAUUUUGUUGGCACGCUGAAGGGCCCCUUUGAUCAAAGCAGUAGCGUGCGUGUGUGUGCGUGCGUGCGUGCAAGUGUGUGUGUGUAAGGGCAGCUCAGAUAUGAACCAGGAUGCACUAUUAAUUUAUGAGAAAUGUGUUUAGUAAUAAGAGACAAUCAGUCCGUUUAUGUGUGCUCAAAAUGUCCUUUAAGUGUUUUCGAUUUUUUUUUUUUCCUUACAUGUGUUAGAUUUCUUUUUAAAUUGUAAUUCUUUGUAUGCAAGUUUGCCACAAACCCAGCUGUGAAUUUGGUAUGUUUAUUUCCAUGUCUCGAGUGUUCAAUGAUAAAUCAUUAAACGGACAUAUUAGUUGAUUGAAAUAGGGAGUACAGGGUGACUUAAGUCAGCAGCAGCAGAUGAGGUUCAUUUGAGCUGUGAGAAAGACAAACACACUAAAUGACAAUA